Messenger RNA from Penicillium subrubescens, 1605 nucleotides. Its product is annotated as sugar porter family MFS transporter. Gene Ontology annotation, cellular component: membrane. The coding region runs from base 1 to 1605 and encodes 534 amino acids. The transcript has 4 exons. The record is from RefSeq and is a predicted model, not a curated record. Gene Ontology annotation, biological process: carbohydrate transport; transmembrane transport. Lineage: Eukaryota; Fungi; Ascomycota; Eurotiomycetes; Eurotiales; Aspergillaceae. Gene Ontology annotation, molecular function: carbohydrate:proton symporter activity.
AUGGGCAUCCUGCUCAAACAGCCCGAGGGAACCGCAGGAAAGGCGUGGCCUGCUAUUUUGAUCAGUGGUUUCGUCGCUUUCGGAGGUAUUUUAUUUGGCUAUGAUACAGGCACAAUCAGCGGCAUUCUCGCCAUGCCCUACUGGGAUCGGACAUUCUCCACGGGCUACACAGACGCCGAUGGCAAUCUUACAAUCACCUCCAGCCAGUCUUCAGCCAUUGUAUCCAUUUUGUCUGCGGGUACCUUCUUUGGUGCCCUUGGUGCUGCCCCUAUGGGAGAUUUCAUUGGUCGUCGCUGGGGAUUGAUUGCCUCGACUGGUGUUUUCACGGUCGGCGUUGUCUUCCAGACUGCUGCUACCGCUAUUCCUCUUUUCCUCGCUGGUCGAUUCUUUGCAGGCUUUGGUGUUGGUUUGAUUUCGGCAUUGAUUCCCCUAUACCAAUCCGAGACUGCGCCUAAGUGGAUCCGUGGCUUCAUCGUCGGUUCAUAUCAAUUUGCCAUCACAGUCGGCCUGCUGUUGGCCGCGGUCGUGAACAACGCCACCCAUGACCGCGAUGAUACCGGAUCCUACCGCAUCCCGAUCGCGGUCCAAUUCGCCUGGGCCAUCAUCCUUGUGGUCGGCAUGCUCGUCCUCCCCGAAACACCCCGUUACCUAAUCAAGAGAGACAACCACGAAGGGGCCGUCCGAAGUCUAGCCAAACUCCGACGUCUUUCUGGCGAUGACCCUGCUUUGCUCGCGGAACUUGCCGAGAUCCGUGCAAACCAUGAAUUCGAGAUGAGCAUUGGAAGCGCCGGUUACAUCGAGUGUUUCAAGGGCAGCCUUGGAAAACGUCUUCUCACUGGAUGUCUCCUUCAGGCCCUUCAGCAGUUGACCGGUAUCAACUUCAUCUUCUACUACGGUACUCAGUUCUUCAAGAACUCUGGGUUCAAGAAUGAGUUUGUUAUCAGUUUGAUUACUAGCUGUGUGAACGUUGGCUCGACUAUCCCCGGUCUGUACGCUAUUGAUAAGUGGGGAAGACGCCCUGUUCUGCUUAUGGGAGCUAUCGGCAUGACUAUUUCUCAGCUCCUCGUUGCUGUUUUGGGAACUACCACUACCAGCCAAGAUGCACUGGGAAAUAUUGUCGUUCAUAACGAAGCUGCGCAGAAGGCUGCCAUUGCUUUCAUUUGCAUCUACAUCUUCUUCUUCGCUGCCUCUUGGGGACCGAUUGCCUGGGUCGUCACUGGAGAAAUCUUUCCUCUCAAGGUCAGAGCCAAGUCUCUGUCCAUGACCACUGCCACCAACUGGCUCCUCAACUGGGCACUCAGCUUCGCCACCCCUUACCUUGUCAACUAUGGACCCGGCAAUGCGAACCUGCAAUCCAAGAUUUUCUUCAUCUGGUUCGGCUGCUGCUUCCUGUGCAUCACCUUUGUUUACACCAUGAUUUAUGAGACUAAGGGGUUGACCUUGGAAGAAGUUGAUGAGCUCUACAAUGAGGUCAGCUCUGCCAGGAAGAGUGUUGGCUGGAAGCCCACCAUUACCUGGACGGAGAAGAAGGAGAUUUCGAAUGCACUGGGAGAAAAGGGCCCUGCUGGUGAACACAAGGAGUUCCAGGAACCUGGACAUGUUUAA